UGUUCGGGCUCGGAGGUUUUAAUCUUUGUUUUUUUAGCGGGUUAUUUUCUGUCCGGCUCUCCCUUUCUCUUCUACUCGAAUGAGAGUCGCUCAGGUCGUGCAUAACAACAACAACUUGCAUUCCCACAACGCCUUUUCAAGCAUUUAGACAGUUCAGGGCCCAACUAGGUUUUAGGUUGUCAGGUAAUUAAGUUGAUAACUGGCGGUCUCUGAGAUACACGGACUGAGUAACAGGGUCUCUCUGAGAUACAGGGAAAUUAGAGAGAGGCGCAAGGACUACCGAGUAGUGAUUAAAAACAGAAAGUGCUGGAAGCACUAAGCAGAUCUGGUAGCAUCUGUGGAGAGACAGAAAUAGUUAUCGUUUCAGGUCUUUAACCUUUCAUCAGAAUGGUUGUGUUGGACCUGAACGUUUCCAGCAUUUUCUAUUUUUAUUUCAGAUUUCCAGCAUCCACAGCUUUUUAGAGCAGUGAUAAUGGGGGACUAUAAUUAUCCUAACACAAAAUGGGAUAAUAAUGAUGUAAAGGGCAGUGGUGGGGGAAGAAUUUCUGAAGUGUGUUCUGUAUAAUUUUCUUGUUCGAUAUGUUUCCAGCCUAAUAAGGAAGGAAGGAUUGCUGGAUCUGAUGCUGGUGAAUAUAGUGUUUUAAGUAGCUCAAGUGUCAGUAGGGCAACAUUAAAGAGACAGUGCUCAUAGCAUCAUAAGGUUUAGGUUCACUAUGAAAAAAGACUCAAUUGGAGGAGGGCCAAUUUAAUUGGGGUGAGAACAGAUCUGUCCCAGAUAAAUUGGAAUCAAAGAUCGGCAGGCAAAAUUGUAAUGGGCUAAAUUUAUAGAAUCAUAGACUGGUACAGCACAGACAAGCCAUUCAGCCCAUUGAGUCUGCACCGGCUCUUUCGAAGAGCAAUCCAGUUAAUUCCACUCCCCCACUCUUUCCCCAUAUCUCUGCAAUGUUUUCUCUUUCAAGUAUUCAUCUAAUUCUGUUUUUGAAGGCUGCAUUUGUUAAAGAGCAGAUGAUUCGGAUUGAGUCGAGGUACAUUCCCACAAAGGGGAAAGGUAGGGCAAACAAAGCCAGAGCGUUUGAAUGACCAAAGAAAAAGAGAGUAAGCUGAAGCAGAAAAAGUGUGUUUUAUGACAGCUGCCAGUUUGUAUACAGAAAAGUUCAGGGGGUGCGGGGGAGUGAAAAGGACACACGAGGCAAAGGGACUAAAGGGGCUAUGAGAAGAGACUGGCAGCUAGCAUAAAAAGGAAUGCAAAGUCUUCUAUAGGCAUUUAAAUAAUAAAUGGUGGGGAGAGGAAGGGCUGAUAAGGGAAUCUACACAUGGAGGCAGAGGGCUUGGUACUAAAUAAUUCCCUUGCAUUUGCCUUUACCAAGGAAAAAGAGGCUGCAGAUGCCAUAGUGAAAGGGGAGGUAGUUGAGAUACAUGAUAAGUAACAGUUGACAAAGAGGAAGAUUAAAAAGGUUGACUGUACUUAAAGUUUAUAAAUCACCAGGACCAGAUGGCAUACAUGAGAGAAGGUAAGGAUGGAAAUUGCAGAAGUAAUGGUCAUAAUCUUGCAGUCCUCCUAAGAGGAUGGUGCCAGAAGACUGGAGAAUUGCAAAUGUUACAGCCUUGUUCGAAAAGAGUAUAAGGAUAACCCAGCAACAACAGGCCAGUUGAAACUCAGUGAUGGGGAAGCUUUUAGAAACGAUAAUCUCAGGCAAAAUUAACUGUCACUUGGAUGAGGGUGAAUUUAUUAAGGAAAACCAGCAUGGAUUUGAUAAAGGAACAUCUGCAAUAUUGCAAACAUAAUGGGAGAUGACAUGGAAACAAAUUAUUCUUAUGCUACCCAAACAUACCAAAGAGAAGGGCUAAAUAAUUGCUCUUUAAGCACUAAGGUAGUAACUGUAACACCCUCCAAAUCAGAAGUGCCUUUUCAAGUCAGAGGGGAUAGAGGAAGGAUCCUUACCCCUGAAGAAGCAGAAAAACUCAUAAAAGAUCAGAGCUUAUUGUCGGAUUUUAAACAACAGAAGCUUGAAAGAGAUGCACAGAAGAACUGGGAUUUAUUUUACAAAAGGAACAGCACCAACUUCUUCAAAGAUAGACAUUGGACAACCAGGGAGUUUGAAGAACUGAAAACGUGUAGAGAAUUUCAGAAUCAAAAACUGAUACUCUUGGAAGCUGGCUGUGGAGUUGGGAACUGUUUAUUCCCUCUUUUAGAGGAUGAUCUGAAUGUCUUCAUUUAUGCAUGUGACUUCUCUCCCCGAGCUGUAGAGUUUGUAAAGCAAAACCGCUUGUAUAAAGUCGAACGAUGUAAGGUCUUUCAGUGUGAUCUGACAAAAGAUGAUUUACUGGAGAAUGUGCCAGCGGACGCCGUGGAUGUUGUUACACUGAUCUUCGUGCUUUCUGCCAUUCAUCCUGACAAGAUGCAGCUGGCAUUAGAAAAUAUCUAUAAAAUACUGAAACCUGGUGGACACAUCUUAUUCCGAGAUUACGGACUGUAUGAUCACACCAUGCUCCGAUUCAAAAGCGGCCACAAACUCGGACCUAAUUUUUAUGUUCGUCAAGAUGGAACAAGAUCUUUCUUCUUUUCUGAUGAAUACGUGACAAAGCUCCUGACAGCUGCUGGGUAUGAGGUGCUGGUCAAUGAAUAUGUGUUCCGUGAAACUGUUAAUAAGAGAGAAGGUCUGUGUGUUCCAAGAGUUUUUCUUCAAUGCAAGUUUAAGAAGCCAGAGGGAAUACAUUCAUGUUGAAAUAUUACUGCUGCUGUCUUGUUAAAGUAUAAUAUUUUGACAUUUUCCUCUAGAGCAUCUUGCUGUGCAUAGUACCCUGGCAGGGAAAACAGGCAGAGAAACUACACCUGCCCAUGUACCAACAGGAUGACCAACAAUCCUGGAUUUUAUGGGACCGUCCUUUAAUUGAGGUUUGUCCCAUGUCCUUGGCUGUAUGUUGCCAGGAUGAUGUUUGUCCCGUUUUUCAGACCAUUAAAUUUUGCACAUGCACAAUACGCAUCUGUGCAUUUGCGCUGUUCCUAGUUGCACGAUCUGACAGGUCCACCGGCAGCCCGCACCCCCACCCCCUGUUCUCACAGGUUCGCCAGCAACUGCUGUCCACUCAUGUGGUUCCCCCCUGCUGCAGUGUCCCUUAAUGUUUUCUUCCCGAGAGUUGGUCACCCUGUGUGCCUAUGCUGCAGUGUAAAUAGUGCCUUGGAAAUCUGCAGUAGGAGUUGGAAGUGAUUUGGUGAUCCUCGGCUGUGCUGCUGUCUAUAUGAAGAUUGCUGAGCAGAGGUUCAGUGUCUUCCCACACAGGUGCAAGAAAGUUGAAAGAGAGAGGAACUUCAUAGCUGCUCCUGUGGGCUUCUUAACAGCUCACUCAGGGCAACACUGAUUUGAAAAUUUAGGAGCAGAUUAUCUGCCAACAUUUCCAGCUCGGCCUGAAGAGACCAGAACCAACAGGAAUUAAAAUGAAGCAUUUCAUAAACUUAUUUAGAAAAAAUCACAAUAUUAUUGUACUCCAUGAAGCCAGUUUGAAAUUUUAGGAAGCUCUCCCUCUUCCCUCAAUUAUUUCACUUUUAUAAAGUGUGUCAUAUUGGAAGUUUUAUAAACUCUUCUGACAUUUGCUACCCUUUGUAUUAAUAAACUACCAUUUUAAACAGACAUCUGGAAUCUUCGAAAUAUUUCUGUACUUGUCAAUUGUAUUAUAAAACUUUCAACUUACACCA
This is a messenger RNA of Carcharodon carcharias (great white shark), 3694 nucleotides long. It is a transcript of the gene mettl6, whose product is annotated as methyltransferase like 6. The transcript has 6 exons. Lineage: Eukaryota; Metazoa; Chordata; Chondrichthyes; Lamniformes; Lamnidae. The record is from RefSeq and is a predicted model, not a curated record. The coding region runs from base 1785 to 2726 and encodes 313 amino acids.